Messenger RNA from Talaromyces atroroseus, 1758 nucleotides. RefSeq names its product putative D-arabinono-1,4-lactone oxidase. The coding region runs from base 1 to 1758 and encodes 585 amino acids. Gene Ontology annotation, molecular function: FAD binding; D-arabinono-1,4-lactone oxidase activity. The transcript has a single exon. NCBI's taxonomy places the organism in Eukaryota, Fungi, Ascomycota, Eurotiomycetes, Eurotiales, Trichocomaceae. The record is from RefSeq and is a predicted model, not a curated record. Gene Ontology annotation, cellular component: membrane; mitochondrion.
AUGUCGAUAGACCCCACCAUCGCCCGCGAGCUCUCCCGGCUCGACCCGGCCAUCCCGUUUCGCGCCACCACGAAACAUGUGCACUCGACAUGGGCCAAGACGUUCUACUCGCGGCCGGAGCUCUACAUUCAGCCGCAGAGUGUUGAGGAGAUCCAGAAAGCUGUGACGCUUGCGCGCCGUUGCGGACGGAGAUUAGUGACGGUCGGCAGCGGUCAUUCGCCGUCCGACCUGACCUGCACCUCCGCGUGGCUGAUCAACCUCGACAAGUUCAAUCGCAUCACCAACGUGUCGCCAGAGACCGGUCUCGUGUCGGUGCAGGCCGGAAUAAGGCUGCGCGAUCUUGGCCGCGAGCUGGACAAGCACGGGCUGGCUCUCCCCAAUCUCGGCAGUAUCGACGAUCAAUCCAUCGCCGGCGUGAUCGCCACCGGCACUCAUGGCAGUUCUUCGCGUUACGGCCUGCUUUCGGAAUGCAUCCAGGCCCUUUCAGUGACUCUUGCCAAUGGCCAAACCGUGCGAUGCAGUGCAACCAACAACCCGUCGCUCUUCCGCGCGGCCCUCGUGUCACUCGGCGCGCUCGGCAUUGUAACUGAAAUAUCGUUGCAGGCCGUGCCUGCCUUUCGCAUUUCCUGGGAGCAAUCACUUCAUCCGCUCUCGAGUCUGCUCGAUCGCUGGUCCGACGAUUUAUGGACAUCGCACGAAUAUGUGCGUGCCUGGUGGCUUCCCUACAUGGACCGGGCCAUUGUCUGGCACGCUGAUAAGACCGAUCUCCCCAUGAACCCUCCGCCGAAAUCCUGGUAUGGUGGAUGGCUGGGUUUUCACACAUAUCACAAUCUACUUGCCUUAGCAAACUGGUUCCCACGGAUUCUCCCUUGGGUCGAGUGGUUCGUGUUCGGCAUGCAAUAUGGAUUCAAGCCCGACUCUGUGGUGACAAAAGCCGUGGAACAAUCGCACAAAGGUCUGCUGAUGGACUGUCUUUAUUCACAAUUUGUGAACGAGUGGGCAUUGCCCUUGGAGAAGGGCCCGGAGGCUAUCACUCGUCUGUCAGCGUGGAUUCAUGGCGACCAGGAAACUGCGCGAAUUCCAUUCAGCCCCAAGGGCGUUUGGGUUCACUGUCCUAUAGAGGUUCGUGUAUCCGACACGACUAUCUCUUCCUCGCCACAUCCUUACCUUGAUCCAACGUGUCGACAUGGACCUACUCUUUACCUGAAUGCCACGCUCUAUCGCCCUUAUCUUCGGGAUCCGCCGUGCAGAGAGCGCUACUACGAAGCAUUCGAAUGGCUCAUGCGUGACUUGGGUGGCCGUCCUCACUGGGCGAAGAAUUUCACUACAUUCUCCUCGGCUCAAGAUCUACAUGAUAUGUACGGGGACGACAUGGAGCAAUGGCUCAAAGUGCGCCGCGAAGUAGAUCCCGAUGGUUUAUUUGUCGGAGAAUGGCACCGGCGGAACCUGCUUCUGACAACCGGCUCCCAGAAACUCGACGAAAGCACGACCAUGACGGCCGAUAUAGAUGACGGUCAGCUUCUCUUAGGGGAGCGGGUGGCAGAUGUGCGGAGGCUGGGAGGCCCUGGAACUGGAGAUGGACUGGAGUGGGUGGGAGAUCGUCGCUGGGAACGGACAAGUUCUGCGUCUGGACAAGAUUAUGACAGCGACGGCCAAAGGCCAGGAUCUCCAAGCCCGCUAAAGACAUCGACUAGUGAAGAAAGCUUUGAUCUCCUGGCCCACGGAGAGGCCAGCAUCAUCAUCCCAGACAAGCAAUAG